AUACAAACUGCCAGUUUUAAGAUGAAUAAGUUCUGGGGAUCUAAUGUACAGCAUAGUGAUUAUAGUUAAUAAUACUGUUUUAUAUGCUUGAAAGGUGCUAAGAGAGCAGAUCUUAAACGUUCUUACCACAAAAAAGAAAGGUAAUUAUGUAAUGAGAUGGAGGUGUUAGCUAAUAUUAUUGUAGUAAUCACUUUGCAGUAUAUAUAAUCAAAUCAACAUGUUGUACACCUUAAAUUUACACAAUGUUAUAUGUCAAUUACAUCUCAAUAAAUUGGGAAAAAAAAGACUUCUUUGGGGAAAGUGAAUCUAAGAGGCACUGCACUCCUAGCCAGGAUUCACUGUGAGGGAUGGCAUAUGGUGGAAGACCAAAAAUCUGAUGAUUAAGUGAAAAUUCAGAUCCUCAUAAGUGUGAUUCUCAAUACUCCCUUCUCCUGUCCUGGUCCUAGCAUUAUAACCAAGCCCCAGAGAAACAAUUAUAUGAUUGUUCCUGGAAAAAUUGUAGCUAUCCAGAAGAAAGCUCACAGUGAAGGCCACAAUAGACAAUUCCCGCCAUAGGCUUUUAGUCAGCUUUUAGUUCCUCACUCUUAAAUUAUAAUGGAGAGCCAAGGAUCAUGAAUUGUUUGACAAGAGUCAUCAAUGAGAAAAAAAAGGUCAUAGGAAAAAUAACUCAGAGGGGAUGGAGCUAAUGCAGGGAACAGAAUUUCAAAUUAGUAUAAUAUCCAUGAAGAAAAGAGAAAAGAUAUGCACAAGGAAAGCCAGAUAACCAAAAAUGGCCCUUGGAACUUAAAUAUAGUAACCAAGAUAAAAUGUUCUGAUAUAAAGGUGUGGUGUUUUCCACAUAUGUCCACAACUUCACUAUUUCUUCAAGAAGUAGAGCUUAUUUCCCCUCCCCUUAAGCAUGGGCUGCAUUUAGUGACUUUCUUCUAACAAAAAGAAUAAGGUGGAAGUGAUAGUCACUUCUGAGACUAGGUCAUAAAAAGGCAUUGUGGCUUCCUUACUCUCUUGGAUCACCUGCUCUGCAGUUACCUCCCAUGUGAGAAGACUGCAGCAGCUUAUGGAGAGGCCCAUGUGGUGAGAAACUGAGGUGUCUUGUCAACAGCCAGAGAGGAACUGAGGCCUAUAGCCAUCAGAUGACUGCAGCCCCUGCUGACAUCCUGUUUUCAACCACAUGAGAAACCCUGAGCUAGAACUACCUAGCUAAGUUGCUCCUUGGAUCCCUGAGUCACAGAAACAGUGAGGUAAUAAAUGUUUGUUAAGCCUCUGUUUUAGGAUACUUUGUUACACAGAAUAGAUAAUUAACACAGAAAGUUGGAAGAUAAAGUUGGGGAAUCUGGCAAGGAAUGCAUUUUUAAAAACCCAAAGAAAAUAAAGAGAAUGAUUAGUGAGUUAGAGAAUCAGCUCAGAAGGUUUUUGUUUUAAUUUUUUAAAUUUACUUUUUUGGAGGGGGGGCAGAAUCUUAAGCAGGCUCCAGGCUCAGCACAGAGCCUGAAGUGGGGCUCAAUCCCAUGACCCUGGGAUCAUGACCUGAGCCAAAAUCAUGAGUUAGAUACUCAACCAACUGGGGCACCCAGGUGCCCCUCAGCUCAGAAGAAUUUAUAGUUGACAAAUGGAAGUUCCAAAAAGAGAGAAGAGAGAAAAUAGAGAAUAAAUUAAUAAAAGACAGUUUCCCAGAAGUCAAGGGCACAGGAGCACCUGGGUGGCUCAGUCGGUUAAGCAUCCGACUUGGGCUCAGGUCAUGAUCUCGCGGUUUGUGGGUUCGAGCCCCACGUUGGGCUCUGUGCUGACAGCUCAGAGCCUGGAGCCUGCUUCAGAUUCUGUGUCUCCCCUUCUCUCUGCCCCUCCCCUACUUGUGCUCUGUCUCUCUCUGUUUCUCAAUUAUAAAUAAACAUUAGAAAAAAUUUUUAAUAAAAAAAUUAAAAGAAAUGAAGGGCACAAAUUUCCAGAUUGAAAAGGUUCAUGAAGUAUCUAUUGCAAUGAAUGAAAAAAGACCUACAGCAAAUUCCAUCAUUAUGAAAUUUAUUACUUUACAGUCCUAGAAGUCAGAAGUCUGGGCAGGCUUGACUGGGUCCUCUGCUUAGUUUCACCAGGCCAAAAUUAAGGUGUUGGCUGGGCUGGGGUCUUAUGUGAGGCUCCAAAAAAGAACACACUUUCAGGCUCAUUCAGGUUGUUGGCAGAAUUCAGUUUCUUGUGGUUAUAGGGCUCAGCCUUGCUGACUGUCAGCCAGACCACUCUCAGCUCCUAAAUGCCACCCACAUUCUUUGGCAUGUGGCCCCCUCCAUUUUCAAAACCAGCAAUGAUGUGUCAAAUUCCGCUCGUGCUUCUAAUCUCUGAAUUCCUCUUUUGCUGGUAACUGGAGAAAACACUCUGCUUUUAAAGGGCUUGUAUGAUUACGUUAGGCCCACUCAGAUAAUCUCCCUUUCUCCAUAUAAAGUAACAAUCAUGGAGUGUUAUCCAUCAUAUUCAGAGGUUCCACCCACACUCAAAGGGGAGGGGAUUAUACAAAGGUAAGAUUCAUUGAGGGUCAUUCUGAGAAUUUUGCCUACGGCAAACCUAAAACCGUGACAUAACUAUACUGGAAAAACCAGGGAGGGAAAAGAGAAGCACAGGGUAUAUGGUAUAAGAAAGCUAAAUUCUCAACUAUCAUAACAGGAAAGCAAUAUAUCAUAGCCAAAAAUGGAUAAAUCAAUACAUACCAUAAAAGCAUAUUCUUUAAAAGUAGGAAGGUUAAGUACCAAAGAAACAACUGGAAGAGUUCAAAAUUUGUCUCUGGAGACUGGAGGUGAGAGGGUAGAGUAGGGGAUUCUUAUUGUUCAUUAUAAACUUUUAGCACCAUUACUUUUGUUUUUGUUUUAGUUUUUAAUUUUUAGAGAGAGAGCAUGCACGGGCAGGGGAGAGGGGCAGAGGGAGAGAGAAAGAAUCUUAUGCAGGUUUACACUCAGUGCAGAAUCUGAUGCAGGGCUUGAUCCACGACCCUGGGAUCAUGACCUGAGCUGAAAUCAAGUGUUGGACGCUCAACUGACUGAGCCAGCCAGGUGCCCCAUAAUAUUACUCUGAAAAAGUAUUACAAAGAUAACUUUUAAGUAUUUCUGAUUACACAUGAGGAAGAUAACUAAAAGGUUUGAAGAAUAUCAUAAAAAUCAUAAGAAAAAUAAGUUUGCUUUGCAAAUGGCUGACUCCACUUUAAAAAGACCCAAAUGAGGGGCACCUGAGUGGCUCAGUUGGUUAAGCGUCCAGCUUCGGCCCAGGUCAUGCAUGAUCUCACCGUUCGUGGGUUCGAGCCCUGCAUCAGACUCUCUGCUGACAGCUCAGAGCCUAGAGACUGCUUCAGAUUCUGUGGCUCCCCCUUUCUCUGUUCCUCCCCUGCUCACGCUCUAUCUCUCUCUUUUGUCAAAUAGAAAUAAAGGUUAAAAAAAAAAAAAGAAAAUUAUAGAUGAUGCAUUGCAGGGGCAAAGAAAGGCAUGACAGUCAUCAAUGGACACAAUUUCAAAGAAAUGGAAUUGGCACCAUGUCAAAAAAAUUGGUGAAUCUACAGUUACACAUAUUAAGUGAAACUAAAAUGUAUAAGAGAGAGGCAGAGCAUGAGUGGGGGAGGGGCAAAGAGAGACAGACACACACACACACACACACACCAACUCUGAAGCAGGCUCCAGGCUCUGAUCUGUCAGCUCAGAGUCCAAGGUGGGGCUUGAACUCAUGGACCAUGAGACGACGUCCUAGCUGAAGUUGGAUGCUUAACUGACUGAGCCACCCAGACGACCUGAAGGUUAACAUUAUUUUGACAAUAAACAUGCACUGAAUACCUACUAUGUGCCAGAUGGUGUCCCGUCAGGAUCCAGAGAUAACAUUUAAGAUCACACAGCUAGUUAAAAGAACAGCUGGGAAUUUUAAGGACAUUAUACUAAGUGAAACAAGCCAGUCACAGAAAGACAAACACUGUAUGAUUCCACUUAUAUGAGAUAGCUAAAGCAGUCAAACUCAUAGAAGCACAAUAUUGAAUGGGGGUUGUCAGAGGUGUGAAGAGAGGGAAAUGAGGAGUUGUUCAAUAGGUAUGGAGUUUCAGUUCUGCUAAAUGAAAAAGUUGUAGAGACCAGUUGCAUAACAAUGUGAUUACAGUUGACACUAUGGAACUGCACACUUAAAAAUGGCUGAGGGUUAACAACAACAACAAAAAAGAGCUGGGAUUUGAAUCCAGGCCUGAUGCAAAACUCGUGUUUAGCAAUUAUUAUUAUUGCUGCCUACUUUCAAAUAUUUAUCUUCAGUCAAAGAAUAUUUCCUUUCUCUGAGUUCUGUAUGCCUGGGUAGCAAGGCAUUGAUUACCACCUGCAUUGCCUAGAGCUUAGCAAAUACCAGAACUUUUUCUUGGAAGACUGGUAUACUCAGCCAGGAUAGCAAAUUCAAAAUGGAGUCAUUAAUCCAAGGGAUCAAAUAGAGAACCAAACACAGGUCAGAGAAACAGGCAAGACGGUUCUGGGAGAAAUAAUUUUGGCUGUUUAAAAGAUUAUAUAAUGACUACAUAAUUGAAAAAAUGCUUAUUCUAUUAAAAGACACAAGUCUGUGAUAUCAGAAGUUUGAAAUCAUACAUUUUUUUUAAAUGUUAUAACCUGAAAUAAGUCACUUAAAUCUUCCUGAACCUCAGUUUUUCUGUAGUAAAAUGUCGCUAAUGCUAACUGUAGGUAGUAGAUGGCAGAGAAGGGCCUGAAAUGGAAGGAAAUACUUCUGAGAAUGAAUUAGAAUCAAACUGAGUGAGAACAGCCACGUCUAAAAUGGUGAAACUCAAAAUAUUAUAAAAGACAAAGGAUCUAAAUCUAUACCAAUUUAAUUAAGGCAAAUUGAGUGUUUUAGAAAAGCAAGAAUACAGUUUACUAGAAUGGAAAGAAUUAUGGAAUUAGAUUUGAUUUAAAAACUUACACUUAUAAGCAGUGUAGUGUAGGGCAAACUACUUAAUCUCCCCGAGCCCGUUUCUUUAUUGUAGGGUGUUGUGAGCACUUAUUUGACAAAUAUUUAUUGAUUACUAGGGCCAGGACUGCACUAAGUAAGUGCUAUGGACACAAAGAUGAAGAAGGCAUUGUCCUUGCCCUCAAUUUUAAUAUAAUAAACACUAUGAUAACAUCUAAUCAAUGUUUUCUAUGUUCCUAUGAUCCAGGUACUAUUACAAAGGCUUUUAACUAAUUAUAGCUUCAUUUAAUCCUUCUCACAAUCUGUAGGUACUAUUAUUACCAUUUCCAUUUAUACGAGAGGCACAAAGACGCUAAGUAUCUUGCCCGUGCGUUCAGCUGGAGUAUAUCUCGACGGAGGACAAGGACUUACAAACUUGUGCGUGUGUUAUGUGGAGGUGGAAGCUUUCCACAAUGAAGCAGUUUUAGUUCAUUCGUCCACCAAACGAGGACUGAAGUACUAGUAUCUCUUGGUAGUGAUAUUGGGCCUUUUAAAUGAAGAGUCAAUAGUGCGCCUGGAACAUAGCAAUCACUAAAUUAAAAAAAAAAAAUUUGAGAGGGAGAAAGGGCAGAGGGACAGAGGAUGGAAGUCGGCUCUGUGCUGAGAGCCCCACCCAAGGCUUGAACUCCCGAACUGUGAGAUCAUGCAUGACCUGAGCUGAAGUCCGAAGCUUAACUAACUGAGCCACCCAGGCGCCCCAUAAUCGCUAAAUUCAUUAACACUAUUCAUUUCAUUUCAUUCCGUUAUGUUGAAUCACUGUGGCAAGGGAUAGGAAUUUUUUCAAGGCUUUGGAUAAAUGUUGUAAAGCGGCUUUGUAAAUGGGUAGUUUACACUGUUACCAACAACGUAACAGCUUUCUUAUUGCUUUAUAUUACGAUACAUGAUAGGGUCACUCUCUUUGAUUACUUUCUUCAGUUUUCGACAGUCUCACCUGUUUUCUGUCAAGUUCAGAAUCGGCACCAUUUUUAUACCUCCACCCCCACCACAAACGAAAUUCUCUGAAGAACCACCGAGGGGCGCGUGGGCGGGCGCCUACGCCCGCCACAACACUUACCCCGCCACCUCUUCCACCACGCGAAGGCUAAACCCAGAUCUCGCGGGAGGAGAUGGGGUUUCAAACGAGAACUUCUAACCCCACCCUACCUCCCAGGGGGUCACAUGACUGGCGCCUGCGUUCUAGACUCAAGGUCUUUCCUGGUUGCCUACUGGCUGUUAAUUCGGCUACAGGCUGUCGUGAGGUCCAUUCCGGAAGUAGACCCCUUAUCUAGUCCUUCUUUGCGGAAGCCUGUCACAACCUAGCCGUCCAUCCUCCAGCGGAAGUUCGUCACGUCGCGGUUGCCCCCGCACAGCGGAUGUGUGUCGCCGCUUAGGUGACGCUGGGAAGUGCUGCAGCCUCCGCCGCUGCCUUCUGGUUGAAGCACUAUGGAGGGAGAGAGGAAGAACAACAACAAACGGUGGUAUUUUACUCGAGAACAGCUGGAAAACAGCCCGUCCCGUCGUUUUGGCCUGGACCCAGAUAAAGAACUUUCUUCUCGCCAGCAGGCGGCCAAUCUGCUCCAGGACAUGGGACAACGUCUUAACGUCUCACAAUUGACUAUCAACACUGCUAUAGUAUACAUGCAUCGAUUCUACAUGAUUCAGUCCUUUACACAGUUCCAUCGAAAUUCUGUGGCUCCAGCGGCCUUAUUUCUAGCAGCUAAAGUAGAGGAGCAACCAAAAAAAUUGGAACACGUCAUCAAGGUAGCACAUACUUGUCUCCAUCCACAGGAAUCACUUCCUGAUACUAGGAGUGAGGCUUACCUGCAACAAGUUCAAGAUCUGGUGAUAUUAGAAAGCAUAAUUCUGCAGACUUUAGGAUUUGAACUAACAAUUGAUCAUCCACAUACACAUGUGGUAAAGUGCACUCAACUCGUUCGAGCAAGCAAGGACUUAGCACAGACUUCUUACUUCAUGGCAACCAACAGCCUGCAUUUGACCACAUUUAGCCUGCAGUACACACCUCCUGUGGUGGCCUGUGUCUGCAUUCAUCUGGCUUGCAAGUGGUCCAACUGGGAGAUCCCAGUCUCAACUGAUGGGAAGCACUGGUGGGAGUAUGUUGACGCCACUGUGACCUUGGAACUUUUAGAUGAACUGACACAUGAAUUUCUACAGAUUCUGGAGAAAACUCCCAACAGGCUCAAACGAAUUCGGAAUUGGAGGGCAUGCCAGGCUGCCAAGAAAACAAAAGCAGAUGAUCGAGGAACAGAUGAAAACACUUCGGAGCAGACAAUUCUCAAUAUGAUUUCCCAGAGCUCUUCAGACACAACUAUCGCAGGUUUAAUGAGCAUGUCAACUUCUUCUACCACAAGUUCAGUGCCUUCCCUUCCAGCCACUGAAGAGUCAUCCAGCAACUUAAGCAAUGUGGAGAUGUUGCAGGGCGAACGUUGGCUGUCCUCCCAACCCCCUUUUAAACUGGAACCUGCUCAGGGUCAUCGGACUAGUGAGAAUUUAGCACUUAUAGGAGUUGAUCAUUCUUUGCAACAGGAUGGUUCGAAUACAUUUAUUUCCCAGAAGCAAAAUAGUAAGAGUGUGCCAUCAGCUAAAGUGUCUCUGAAAGAAUACCGUGCAAAGCAUGCAGAAGAGUUGGCUGCCCAAAAGAGGCAAUUAGAGAACAUGGAGGCCAAUGUGAAGUCACAGUAUGCAUAUGCUGCCCAGAAUCUCCUGUCACACCAUGAUAGCCAUUCUUCGGUCAUUCUGAAAAUGCCCGUAGAGGGCUCAGAAAACCCUGAGCGGCCUUUUCUGGAAAAAGCUGACAAAGCAGCUCUCAAGAUGAGAAUCCCAGUGGCAAGUGGAGAUAAAGCUGCCUCUUCAAAACCAGAGGAGAUAAAAAUGCGCAUUAAAGUCCAUGCUGCAGCUGACAAGCACAAUUCUGUAGAGGACAGUGUCACAAAGAGCCGAGAGCACAAAGAAAAGCACAAGACCCACCCAUCUAAUCAUCAUCAUCAUCAUAAUCACCACUCACACAAGCACUCUCACUCACAGCUUCCAGCUGGUACUGGGAACAAACGUCCAGGUGAUCCAAAACAUAGUAGCCAGACAAGCACCUUAGCACACAAACCCUAUAGCUUGUCUAGUUCUUUCUCCUCUUCCAGUUCUACUCGUAAAAGGGGCCCCUCUGAAGAGACUGGAGGAGCAGUGUUUGAUCAUCCAGCCAAGAUUGCCAAGAGUACUAAAUCCUCUUCCAUAAAUUUCCCCUUCCCUCCUCUUCCUACAAUGGCCCAGUUGCCUGGGCAUAGCUCAGACACAAGUGGCCUUCCCUUUACACAGCCUAGCUGUAAAACUCGAGUUCCUCAUAUGAAACUGGACAAAGGGCCCACUGGGGCCAAUGGUCACAACACAACCCAGACAAUAGACUAUCAAGAUACUGUGAAUAUGCUUCACUCCCUUCUCAGUGCCCAAGGUGUGCAGCCCACUCAGCCCCCUGCAUUUGAAUUUGUUCAUUCUUAUGGUGAAUAUCUGAAUCCACGGGGUGGUGGAAUGUCCUCCAGGUCUGGCAAUACAGACAAACCCCGGCUCCCACCUCUGCCAUCAGAACCUCCUCCACCACUUCCACCCCUUCCUAAGUAAAGAAAAAGAAGAGGAGAAAAAAAACUUCCAUAAAAACAACUUUUUUUUUUUUAACUACUGAUUCUGGACUAAGGAAAUUACUUCCCUCAUGAAAUAUGUCACCCUUCUUGGACUAGGGAAUAAAUGAAUAUUGACAUGCAGGUGGGAGGGUGGUAGAGGGGCUUGGUUGUUAUAUCUACUGCCUCAGAAAUUUAACUAUUUUAUUAUAGUUUUUACUGGUAUUAGAGAGGUGAGAAUGUGUUAAGCUGUGAAGGAUUAAGAGUACUUUCUCUGUUCUUGGCCUCUCCACCUCCUAAUUAGAUCGAUUAGAGUUGAUGUCUUCCCUCUUCUUGCCAGGACUGAAAUAUGGAGGGUUGGUUUUAUCAAACAGUUGUGGAUCCUUUUGGUGUUUAAUAUUAUCAGAAGAGAGGAAGUAUUUAAACGUCAAAAUCUUUUAAGAGACUUUUAAAAAUAAUUUAAAGAAAGUAAGUUAUCUGUUUAGUUUUUUUUAUAUCAUUGGGGAGGGGAUAGGGAUUUUGCUGUGUGUAUGAGAUACAUAGCAGUGACUCCUGGGGGGUGGGAUUGGAGGGUGGGGGGUGUGUAGGGGGGAUGGGAGGGUAGGCUUUGGCCUUGAGUUCUGAUAGGCUCCGGCCACUUGAAGUGUUGAGACCUUUAAGUGUGUAUGUAAGUGUGGGUAUGUGUGUUUUUAAGUAUGUGUGUUUAAAAAUCAUGUUUUAUCUUUCCCUCCCUGUCCCUCACCAUUUUCACUUCCCAACAGUCUACUAGAGAGAACACGGUGUGGCCUUUAGAACAUAAAGGAAGGAAGAGGCAUGUGUUUAACAUGGUAUUUUCCCAUUUCUUUAUGUUGUAAUUGACUGGUAGCCUUCUAAAUUCUAGUUUGGGCAAGUGUAGCCAGUGGCCUGACUCUGGACUCCAUUAUAAAAACUUUUACCCCCUUUUUCCUUUUGAUGCAGAACAAAGGUGGGGUUGCGGAAGAAGGAUUGGAGAGCAAGGGUGGCUUCUGCCCUACAGAAUUGGGUGUGUCUUUUUUUCAAGUUGGGCUUUGGGAAAGUGUUCAAGUGAGAGCAGUCUCAGGGUCUCUGAAGGGAAGGGGGAUGUGCUGUAUAUCCUGCCUAUGAAAGCCCAGACCAUAUAUGAGAAUAGUUCUGGGAGAAGCCAUGGAGCUAGAGGAUACUGAAAACAAUGAAAUUGUGAUUGGGUAUUUUUAGGAUAUUGUGUUUUAAAUUACAUUAUGAAUGUAAGACUUGCUUUUUUAUCUGUAUAUCUAAAGGGAAACAGCUGCAUCCUUAAUUUUUGCAAACCUAUAUGACUUCAGAGAUUAGAGCUUGUGAAUUUAACAGUACUGGUGUCAUGAGGGUGAGCAAGCCUAGCCCACAGGUACAGAUCGUUCAUCUUUGGUGGCUUUAGCUUCUAGGCAGAGGUUUUUCAGGUUUCUAAGAAUUUUUUUAAAAAAAUGGAUUAGGAGUCCUAUUCUUAUGGGUGUUUGACUAUCCCAGAUUUCAGGAUAAGUGGUAUUCAGGAUCCUAGCACUCAACACUUUUGCUGAGGAAAAAAAUUUUUCAAGGGGCUAGAAAGCAUUCUAAGCCAAGUUGUGUAACUGAAAAUGCCACCAAGCCACAGAUCAUUUGAUGUGAUAGUCUUUGGUCUUCAUGGUAUUUCUUGCUAUGGAAAAGAUGAUGCAAUUUGAAUUUGUCUUCUUGUUUUUAACGCAGCUUCCUUUACCAAAUAUUCUUUAUAGAGAAAUUGAAUAUUUUUCAUUGGAAGUCAUAGGGAGACAGGAGUUGUACAUGUGCUGCUGCUUGCCAGGAACAGAUUGGGGAGAAAACCGAGGCAAUUGGAAUCGUUGAUGCACUGGCCUAAUGUAGGAAGGAAUUUGUACAGUAAACUUUAAGGUGAAUUAGUGUCCUGUAUCUCUGCAUAUUUGAACUGUCUAGAGUGCCUGCCAUUGCUGUGUAAAAUGAGCUCUCUGCUGAUCUAUAAACCAGUAAUACUUUUGACUUGGAAUGUUACUUCGUUUUUACAGAUGGCAUUUUCCUCUUUCUCCUUGAUAUUUUCUGUGUUGUGCUAUGUAACUGGUAGAUUUAUGAUGUGCUUACUAAAUCUAGGCUAUUUGUUUAGAUUUUGUUUGGUGGAGUCUGCUCUCCUUCCUGACCUUCCCAAAAGUUAUUUAGUUUGGAUUUGUGUCUUGGUGGAAUUGAUCACUGAUUUGAUUAUGAAAAUCCCUUUUACAGUGUUCAGUUUUUCUCAUCAAAUGCCACAUAUUUUCUAAUCAUAUGCACUCCCUUCACCACAGAGGCAUACAUAUCCAUUUGGCCUCCGAGCCGUUCUCCAUGGCAGUCUGUAGUUAGUUCCUUAGACCUUUUGUCAGGAGUAAACUAGAAAAAGUGCUUUUUAGAGCCUGAGGGCUGCUUUCUGCUGUGUAGUCUGGCGUUUGCACUAGUAGAUCAUUGCUGAUAUAGGUCAGUUUAAAGACUUCUAUAUUACUGCCUCCUGAUACUGUUUUAAGAUACCUACAGUGUUUGCUUUUAGAUCUGUCCAUAUGUCAUGAAUGUCCUAUGUGCUCUGCAUGAAGCUGCUGGAUUUGGGUUAGCAGAUGUGCCUGUCAGCUAGCAUGCAUAUUGUUCAAAUUAACAUAGACUUAGGCUUCAAAGGGUAGUGUGGUUUCUAAACUCUGUGUUUUCUCUAUGCUCACACCUUCAAAGGGUGAGAAUGGGAUUUAUACAUCCAAAGUUAGUCUAGUUAAACAUGGGUUUUUUUUCUCCUUUUAACCUAGACUAUGAAAAGGAUAAGUGGUGGUAAGCAGGCCCGGAGCUUCAAGUUCUGUAAAUCUCAUUACUAAAACCUUGCUUGGCUCUCAUGUUGGCAAAAACAAACACCUGUGGAAUGUCCUUAGGGCUUUUAAUCAGAUACCUGUGUUGCUGUUGACUGAACUCUAGUGAAGCAUUAAUUUAAAGCUAAAUUGGUCUUCUGCAAUAUCAGUUAUGCUUUUUGGGUUUAGAAAAUACGUAGGACUUAAUCUAAGUUUCUCACUCAUGAAUCAAUGUGUUUCAAUAUCUGAGACUCUCAGUUUCUUCUUUUUUUUUUUAAACGAUUUUAGUAUUUUGAUUCAAUAUAUCCUUUGUCAUAGUUAUGUAUUAUUGGCUUCACCAGGGUUGAUAGAAAAAAAAAAUUAAAAUCUCCAGUUGGAAACAGCAAUGGAUUAGGGUAUAGAAAUAAAAUCAUGGUAACAUCAGUGCUUGAUUUCCUUAAACUUUUGCUACCUAAUUCCCCGUAUUGAAAAUGUAUACCCCUCAUACUAUGCUUCUGGACAAAGGCAAUUAGAGGGAUCUUAUCCCAGUAUGGUAGGAUUUUGUGUUUCCCACAGAAACACGGGGACUGUGGGAACUUGGGAACAAGUCACUUCUUUAAAAGGAUUAUUCUUUUGUUGGUAAGUUCUUUUGAUACUAAUGGUAGGAAAAGGGAUAUUCUAGAACAUCUUGAAGUUGGAUACAAAUGUUAUUCUCUUGGGUUUAGGAGAAUUUAAGCAGUCUAUGCAACCCCUCACAUGGUGAGAAAUAAGCCCUCCGCAGUCCCACUAAGCUUUCAGUGACUUCAAUACCUCCCCAGAUUUCCCAUGUUGCUGCUUUUUAACACCCAGCUUUUAACUGAGUUUUGCUCCUGAUGGUUUAAGAAAUGUUCAUGCUCUAUCAGAAUAUCAAGUUUUAUUUUGUCGUUUUAUCCCUCUGUGGGUGUGAGUUUGAAACAAGCAUGGUACUGCAAUCCUACCUGAUAGAGUGGCCUGGAGUGAGAAUUAUUUUCUAGGUGGGAGACCCUUCCAUUUUAAUGUUUCUAAAGUUUUUAAUAUGAACUUGGCAUUGGAAAAGGGAGGGAAAGAAAAUGAAUGUUUACUAAAAAGCAGUGUCUGCUCUUCCCCUUUGUGAGUGCAUAUUUAUGGUUGAAUUAAAAGAAGAGAAAGACUUGGGUUUUCCGUUGCCACGUUAAGCGUGGAGAGGGAUGCUUGACAGCAUGCUAAUUGAAGCCAGAGCAAGUAUGUCUCCAUCAGGUUAUCAGGAACUCUUCAGUCGAAUGCUGAGGAACUGAUUAGUGGUUGAUCACAUUGGAAAUCGUUGUAAGAUGGAAGUGCUGUCUGGGUUAAGCACCCAAAGAAAAGAAUGCGGCAGCCUAACUUAGUGUUAACCUAGGUUUCUGGAUUUGAAACUGACCUUUCCUUAUCCUGUUCCACACACCUGAAACUGUCCGUUUUCUUAUCAGACCAAAGAGCAAAGAAGAAAAAAAAAGUAAAAUACUUUACCAAUCUAUGUCACUCAGGUACAAUUUUGUGGUAAUAUUUUUGUCUGUUUUCUUUGUAUUGCUCUUAAGAGUCCUUUCUCAGCAUACUAUUCUGCUGUUGCCUCUGUCCUCCUUGGGGCACCUCAGUUCUGGAUGCUACCCCUGGGAUCUCUACUGUUGUUAUGUGAUUGAUAGGAUGUAAGUGACCAUUACAGUAAGGGCUCUUUGUAAAAAAAUUCAAAACAUUUUUAAAAAAUUUAAAAAAGGAUGUUGUAUACAUUUUAUAGUCUGGCUAUCAGUUUGAUAUCUUGCUGUCAAGUAUGUUUCUCAAUAUGUAUUUAUCCAUCCCAUCAAUAAAUGUUAAUGAUAAAACACUUA
This is a messenger RNA of Acinonyx jubatus (cheetah), 13188 nucleotides long. RefSeq names its product cyclin T1 (gene CCNT1). Gene Ontology annotation, molecular function: cyclin-dependent protein serine/threonine kinase activator activity. NCBI's taxonomy places the organism in Eukaryota, Metazoa, Chordata, Mammalia, Carnivora, Felidae. Gene Ontology annotation, cellular component: cyclin/CDK positive transcription elongation factor complex; nucleus. Gene Ontology annotation, biological process: positive regulation of DNA-templated transcription, elongation; regulation of transcription by RNA polymerase II. Bases 6358 to 8541 code for a protein of 727 amino acids. The record is from RefSeq and is a predicted model, not a curated record. The transcript has 10 exons.